AUAAAAAUAAUAUUAAAAAAGAAAAGAAUAGAAAAGGAAAAGAAAAACUCUCUCUCUAUUCACUUGCCGCUCUCUUCAGUCGCCUCACCUGCAUAUCUGAAGCAUCUCACCGGCAGUCACGCAGGGUUUUCACUUUCAAUGGUCGCAUGAUAUAAUAUAAUAUAAUAGAGGAUAUUUGAACCUGAGUUUUGGGGGUUGGGGUUAGAUGGCAUUCAGAGGGCGAGGGCGUGGACGUGGAUAUGGAGGUGGUGGCGGCGGUUUUAAAUAUGCCAAGCAAGAGCCCUUUGAACUCUUUCCUGAUAUUGAAUUACCUUGUAUCGGAAGUGUGAUCAAAGAAGAAUCUGAUAAAAAAAAAGGAGAAACUGAUCAAAAAGGAAAAGGUUUGACCAGAGAAGAAACUUUAGUUUCUACCGGCAUGCGCUUGCAAAUUUUUUGGAAAAGCUCUGCUUAUUUUCUUGAGGAGACUGUUCCCAAAAAGAGCCAAAGUACGGAUAUAGAAAGAUACUCUGACAGGACAAAACCAAGGACCACAGUGACACGUGAUUCUCUUUCGCAAAUUUUGGUGGUUAAAAGAUUUCCUCAAGAACUAAUUGGAGGUUGGAAAGGGCAGCAGCCAAGCAGGAAAAAGGUUCGAUGGAAUCCCGAGUCAGAUCUGCAGAAGCUAGAUUUUUUAGAGAAGCUUGAACAAAGGUUUCAGGGCCAAGAGGAUAAAGGUGAAAAGGAAAAGAAAGAAGGUGAAGACGAGGAUGAAGAUGAAGAAGAGGGAGAAGAUGCUGAGGAAGAACCUAGUGAUGAUGAUUAUUAUCAGAAUGAUUAUUUUGAUGAUGAUGAAGAUGAUUAUAACGAAGUUGAUGACGGUGGUGAAGAUGAAGGUAUUUAUUAAUCACCAUGUGAAGAAUGUGAACAGUUCGAUGCAAGUUGUGCAGAUAUGGAAGUACUCCUUUUUCUUAUAGGAUUAAUUGGGAUUUCAAAUGUGAAUUUGACACCAUACAAGGCUUCUUUCAGAUACAAAGGUCCUAUCUGUUAAUCCCCUCUGUUAAUGGUUGCCUUCUUGUGAGUUUGACUACUAAAAUUUUGCGGUUGAAAUUUCCUGCUUGACGAGAAAGAUAUGCAGGAGUACAGUAGUUUUUGUUUCAGUAUGAGUAAGUACAUGAGCAUUUUUAUCAUGGUUAGGUGUUUACAUGUACCUUUUUUUUUUCUUCUUAUGAUAAGGUUUUUAUGUAUUAGGCGGAUGUCUGCUAACUUAAGGAGCUUCAUUUGUCUCAACUUUCAACAGUAAACACUUCGUUUCGGUUGAAAA
This is a messenger RNA of Quercus lobata, 1300 nucleotides long. RefSeq names its product glutamic acid-rich protein-like. The record is from RefSeq and is a predicted model, not a curated record. The transcript is spliced from 9 exons. NCBI's taxonomy places the organism in Eukaryota, Viridiplantae, Streptophyta, Magnoliopsida, Fagales, Fagaceae. Gene Ontology annotation, biological process: transcription by RNA polymerase III. Gene Ontology annotation, cellular component: RNA polymerase III complex. Bases 206 to 883 code for a protein of 225 amino acids.